AUGUCGCGACCGGUAGCCUAUCUCGUCUUGGAAAAUGGCACCGUUUUCAAGGGGAGGGCCUUUGGAGCCACUGACAAGCCCGCGGACGGAGAAGUCGUUUUCCAGACUGGGAUGGUUGGAUACGUGGAGUCAUUGACGGACCCGUCAUAUCGAAGACAGCUUUUGGUGCUCACUUAUCCGUUGAUCGGAAACUACGGAGUACCUUCGGGCACCGAGGAAGACCAGCACGGCAUACCAUUGUUCAUGGAAUCCCAUCGUAUCUGGCCGUCAGCGCUCAUCGUAUCUGAGCUCGCUGAUAAGGUUUCCCACUGGAGCUCGACGCGCACUUUGGACCAAUGGUUGAAAGACGAAGGAGUUCUCGGUCUGGACGGCGUCGACACGAGAAGCCUGACGAAGAUUAUCCGAGAGCACGGCUCACUUCUCGGGAAGAUCAUUGUCUCCGAUGAUCCACCGCCUCUGGAACAAGAGUUCACGGACCCUAACAAGAUAAAUCUGGUGAAGGAAGUUGCUUGCGCGGCGCCACGAGUCCUCAAUCCACAGGGAUCGCCGAAAAUAACUGUUGUCGAUUGUGGCCUGAAGAACCAUCAGAUAAGAUGUCUAUUGAAACGAGGAGCUUGUCUCACCAUCGUCCCUUACGAUUACAAGUUCUACGAGCUAGAAGCUCAACACGCGCUCUUCCUGAGCAACGGUCCCGGCGAUCCAACCUUCUGCGCUCUGACAAUCGAAGGCAUACGGAAAUUCAUGAUAAAACAUCCGUCGAAGCCGAUUUUCGGCAUCUGCCUCGGACACCAGCUGCUCGCGCUCUCUGCCGGCGCUGUGACUAAGAAACUGAAGUACGGGAACCGUGGUCACAACCAGCCGUGUUUCCAUGAGGGGUCGAAGAGGUGCUGCAUAACGUCGCAGAAUCACGGUUACGCCGUCGAGGCCGAAUCCCUGCCAUCCGACUGGAUUCCCCUAUUCACCAACGCAAACGAUGGAACGAAUGAAGGCAUCGCGCACCGCAUGGAGCCGUACUUCAGCGUCCAGUUCCAUCCGGAACACCAUGCCGGACCGACGGACAUGGAGUUCCUAUUCGACAUAUUCUUCUCGUCGAUCAGGAUGCCAGGCCUGCCGAUCAACGACCGCAUCAACUCGCACUUCCGUAAAAUCCCCUUCCCGAAGUCGGUUGUUCCGGCACCGCUCGCCAGAGAACCCAGGAAAGUUCUAUUGUUGGGGUCGGGCGGUCUGUCAAUCGGUCAAGCAGGAGAGUUCGACUACUCCGGCUCUCAAGCUAUUAAAGCGCUCAAGGAAGAGGGAAUCGAGACGAUUCUGAUCAAUCCGAAUAUAGCCACUGUCCAAACUAGCUCGGGUCUGGCGGACAAAGUCUAUUUUCUGCCGAUCACACCGGAAUACGUGACACAGGUGAUAAAAUGUGAGAGACCCGAUGGGAUACUGCUCACUUUCGGAGGUCAGACCGCCUUGAACUGCGGAAUCGACUUGGAACAGCAAGGAAUUUUCAAGACUCACAAGGUUGUAGUCCUCGGCACUCCGAUCCAGUCUAUUAUACAUUCUGAAGACCGGAAACUUUUCGCCGAACGGGUGGCUGAAAUCGGCGAGAAGGUCGUGCCUAAUUGCGCUGUUGAGAGUCUUGAAGAGGCCUUGGCCGCAGCUCGAGUUCUCGGCUAUCCCGUUCUCGUGAGGGGAGCCUUCUGUCUCGGAGGCCUAGGUUCCGGCUUUGCGAAGAACGACGAAGAUCUCAAGGAAUUGAUGAACCAAGCACUGGUUCACUCGAAGCAGGUUCUCAUCGAUAAAUCACUGAAGGGCUGGAAAGAGGUCGAAUAUGAAGUCGUACGCGACUCUUUCGACAACUGCAUAACUGUGUGUAACAUGGAGAAUCUCGAUCCGCUCGGAAUCCAUACCGGGGAGUCGAUCGUCGUGGCCCCCUCUCAAACCCUGACGGACACCGAGUACAAUAAGUUGAGAGAGACGGCAAUCAAGAUCAUCAGACAUCUCGGUGUUGUGGGAGAAUGCAACGUGCAAUACGCUUUGAGUCCGAACUCCGACGAAUACUACAUCAUCGAAGUAAACGCGCGAUUGUCGAGGUCCUCUGCUCUCGCCAGUAAGGCGACCGGAUACCCUCUGGCGUACAUUGCUGCGAAGCUCUCAUUGGGUAAAUCGCUGGUUUCCCUGAAGAAUUCCGUUACCGGGACAACAACAGCCUGUUUCGAGCCGAGCUUGGAUUAUGUCGUCCUGAAGAUUCCCAGAUGGGACCUCGGCAAAUUCCUUCACGUCUCCAGUAAGAUCGGUUCUUCAAUGAAAUCGGUCGGUGAAGCGAUGGCCAUCGGACGCAACUUUGAAGAAGCCUUCCAAAAGGCAAUCCGAAUGGUCGAAGGUGGCAACGGUUUCGACCCGUACGUGAAAAGAGCCGACGAAGAUCAUUUGUCUUCACCAACGGACAAACGACUGUUCCAUUUGGCGUCCGCGCUGAUCCGCGGAUACACUGUCGAGCGAUUGCACGAGCUCACCCAGAUCGAUCCCUGGUUCCUGAACAAGAUGGAGAACAUCACGAAUAUGUACAAAGACCUCGAGGAUCUGCGCGGAGCGGAUAAACUGCAAUCAGAGUUACUCCAGAAAGCGAAACAGUUGGGAUUCUCCGACAAACAGAUCGCAAGCUGCAUCCACAGCUCCGAGCUGCAAGUACGGAGAAGGCGAGAGGAACUCGAUGUGAGACCGUUCGUGAAGCAAAUCGAUACCGUUGCCGCAGAGUAUCCCGCGUCGACAAACUAUCUCUAUCUGACGUACAACGCCGAGGAGCACGAUAUCCCUCUGGCGCAGACCGGAAUCGUCGACAACACCAUCAUGGUGAUCGGCUCGGGCGCCUACCGCAUAGGAAGCUCCGUGGAAUUCGAUUGGUGCGCCGUAUCUUCGCUACAGGAGCUGCGCAAAAUGGGGAAGAAAACCAUAAUGGUGAACUUCAACCCGGAGACCGUUUCGACCGACUACGACAUGUGCGACAAACUGUACUUCGACGACAUUUCCUUUGAAACCGUCUUCGACAUCUAUCAGUUGGAGCAGCCCGAAGGCGUGAUUUUGAACAUGGGCGGACAAUUGCCGAACAAUAUCGCAAUGGAUCUUCACCGUCAAAACUGUCGCGUUCUCGGGACGUCACCGGAGUCUAUCGAUGCAGCCGAGAAUCGUUUCAAAUUCUCGCGAAUGUUGGAUUCGAUAGGGAUCUCCCAGCCUCGGUGGAAGGAGCUGAGCACCGUCGAGCAAGCCUGGGCUUUCUGCGAUGAGGUGAAAUACCCGUGCCUCGUGCGACCGUCGUACGUGCUGAGUGGAGCCGCCAUGAAUGUUGCAUAUUCUCCCGCAGACCUCGAGGGGUAUUUGGGCGAGGCCGCAGCUGUCAGCAAGGAAUAUCCGGUCGUCAUCUCCAAAUUCAUCCAAGAAGCGAAAGAGAUCGAUGUCGAUGCUGUGGCCCAGGACGGCAAACUCCUCGCGAUCGCCAUCUCCGAGCACGUAGAGAACGCGGGAGUACACUCGGGAGAUGCCACACUCGUGACGCCUCCUCAAGACUUGAACAAAGAAACACUCAGCAACAUCCGGAAAAUAACGCAGGCGAUUGGACAAGCGCUCGCAGUCUCAGGACCUUUCAAUCUGCAGGUGAUCGCGAAAGACAAUCGUCUGAAAGUCAUCGAGUGCAAUGUGAGGGUUUCGAGGAGUUUCCCAUUCGUUUCCAAGACUCUGGGCUACGACUUGGUCAGCUUGGCCACCCGAGUAAUCUGCGGCGAGCGCAUGGAGCCGGUUGACUGCAUGCGCGGCAACGGGAAGGUCGGCGUGAAAGUUCCUCAGUUCUCUUUCAACCGUCUGGUCGGCGCCGAUGUCCGACUCGGAGUCGAGAUGGCUUCGACGGGCGAGGUCGCCUGUUUCGGAGAGAACCGUUUCGAAGCCUAUAUGAAAGCACUCAUUUCGACCGGCUUCGUGAUCCCAGAGGAAAAUAUCUUCCUGUCGAUCGGCAGCUACAAGCACAAGAACGAAAUGCUGCCGAGUGUUCGCAGUCUCGAGAAGAUGGGCUACAAACUGUUCGGCAGCUUGGGGACAGCCGACUUCUACCAGGAACACGGAAUUAAAAUUCAACCGGUCACGUGGCCCUUCGACGAUAUCGGACAGGGGAACGCCGCACAGAUCCGUUCGAUCGUCGACUAUCUCGAGCAGAAAGGUUUCGACCUCGUGAUAAACCUCCCCAUGGAGUCGAGUGGUACUCGCCGGGUUUCCUCUUUCAUGACCCAGGGUUACCGCACUCGCAGGAAGGCGAUCGACUGCGCCGUCCCCCUCAUCACCGACGUCAAGUGCGCGAAACUCAUCAUCGAAGCCAUACGUCUCAUCGGGCGUACUCCAACGAUCAAAACGCACGUAGACUGCAUGACUCUGCAGAAGUUCGUGCGUCUGCCGGGGCUGAUCGACAUCCACGUCCACAUGCGAGAACCCGGCGAGGUCCAAAAAGAGGACUUCUCCAGCGGCACCGCUGCUGCCCUAGCCGGAGGAUUCACGAUGAUCCUCGCGAUGCCGAACACGGACCCACCUGCCACGACGCUGGAGAAUCUCUCCGUCACCAAGCAGCUUGCGAAAAAGGGCGCGAGAUGCGACUACGCGCUCUUCGCGGGAGCUUCGAGCGAGAAUACGGGAACGGUCCAAAGCUUGGCACCGCAAGUUUGCGGUCUCAAGAUGUACCUGAACAACACACACGGACCGCUCCUGCUCGAAUCUUUCGCGGAUUGGGUCGCUCACUUCGAGAACUGGCCCACUGAUAUUCCUGUCUGCAUUCACGCCGAAGGGGCGACGCUCGGAAUGGCUCUGCUGCUCGCAAACAAGAGGCCGGUGCACGUCUGUCACGUGGCCACCGAGGCGGAGAUUUUGGCGAUAAAAGCGGCGAAGGAACUCGGUCUUCCCGUGACUUGUGAAGUUGCGCCUCACCACCUUUUCAUGACCCGAGCAGGGGCUGGAAAAAGCAUCGGCGAGAAUCUCGCCUACGUGAAGCCCCCUCUGGUGACAGAGCGCGACGUUCAGGCACUUUGGGAUCACAUGGAUUACAUCGACUGCAUCGCCACCGAUCACGCGCCUCACCAAAAAGCCGAGAAAAACUCCACAAUUCCGCCGCCGGGCUUCCCUGGUUUGGAGACGGCUCUCGCCUUGAUGCUGACAGCUGUCAGUCAGAAGAGGCUCACCUUGGACGAUGUCGUCGCGAAGAUGUACACCAAUCCGAAGCGGAUCUUCAAUCUCCCAGAACAGCCGGAUACUUAUAUCGAGGUGGAUCUGGACAAGGAAUGGGUGAUUCCUGAGAGAUUGCCCUUCUCGAAGGCUCGAUGGACUCCAUUCGCCGGCCGGAAGGUGCGAGGACAGGUCCGCCGUGUGAUACUCCGCAACGAAACUGUUUACAUCGACGGGUCUGUUCUCGCGGCACCCGGCUCAGGGGAAGAUAUCUUUUCGCUCGCUCGGACUGUGAGAGCCGGCCCCAACAAGACCCCCAGCAAGGGAGCUCCGGCGGGAACUGUCGGCGUGACGAGUCGUCCUCGACUGGACUCCGCCAAUACUCGAAGGAGGAACUCGGUGAAAGCCUCGGCUGAACUUUACGAUCAGAUGUUCGCUGAGCUCGGUCUCGGGAAGAUCGACAACGAAGAGAAAGAUCAGGGCGACGCAGCGCUCCUCCUCUCUCCCGGAAAAUCGGCUCCCGGAGCUCCGUCAUUGAGAGGCCGCAAUAUCCUCUCAGCUGAUAUGUUCACCAGGGAUCAGCUGCACGCAAUCUUCAAUCUCGCACAAAAGUACUCCAUGUCCGUACAUAAGGGAAAAACCCUCAAUGACGUUCUACAGGGUAAGGUCAUGGCAUCGGUGUUCUACGAGGCCUCGACAAGAACUUCGGCGUCCUUCGCCGCGGCCAUGCAACGACUCGGUGGAAGCGUCAUAUCCAUCGACAACGCGACGUCUUCCGCUCAGAAAGGGGAAUCUCUCGAAGACACCGUGGCAAUAACUUCGAGCUACAGUGAUAUCGUCGUCCUGCGACACCCUCAGCCAGGAUCCGUGUCUCGAGCCGCAAAGUUCAGCCGACGACCCGUGAUCAACGCCGGAGACGGCGUCGGUGAACAUCCGACGCAGGCGCUGCUCGAUGUUUUCACGAUCCGAGAGGAAAUCGGAACAGUCAACGGUUUGACGAUAACACUCGUGGGAGACUUGAAACACGGCCGCACCGUUCACUCGCUCGUGCAGCUCCUUUCCCACUACAAGGUUCAACUCCGUUACGUCGCUCCCAAUGGCCUCGAAAUGCCUGAGCAUAUCAAGAAACAGCUAGAGUCGAAGCAUAUCCCGCAAGCGACGUUCCAUUCGCUGGAAGAGGCUGUGAUUGACGCCGAUAUCGUCUACGUGACGCGGAUACAGAAGGAGCGCUUCAAGAGCGUAGCUGAUUUCGAACGAGUGAAGGACUUGUUCAUCAUCACACCAGAUCUCAUGGCGCAUGCGAAGCGCAAAAUGGCCGUCAUGCAUCCUCUGCCUCGAGUCAACGAGAUCAGCCCCGAGUUCGAUUCCGACCCACGAGCAGCCUACUUCAGGCAAAGUGAAAAUGGGAUGUACGUGAGAAUGGCCCUACUCACGAUGGUUCUAGGAGCGAACUGAAAAGCUCCAGAGGAACGAAUCGA
This is a messenger RNA of Galendromus occidentalis (western predatory mite), 6662 nucleotides long. RefSeq names its product carbamoyl-phosphate synthetase 2, aspartate transcarbamylase, and dihydroorotase rudimentary (gene r). Bases 1 to 6639 code for a protein of 2212 amino acids. Lineage: Eukaryota; Metazoa; Arthropoda; Arachnida; Mesostigmata; Phytoseiidae. Gene Ontology annotation, biological process: L-citrulline biosynthetic process; UTP biosynthetic process; 'de novo' pyrimidine nucleobase biosynthetic process. Gene Ontology annotation, cellular component: cytosol; cytoplasm. The transcript has 12 exons. The record is from RefSeq and is a predicted model, not a curated record. Gene Ontology annotation, molecular function: ATP binding; amino acid binding; metal ion binding.